This is a messenger RNA of Dunckerocampus dactyliophorus (ringed pipefish), 1366 nucleotides long. RefSeq names its product annexin A5b (gene anxa5b). Lineage: Eukaryota; Metazoa; Chordata; Actinopteri; Syngnathiformes; Syngnathidae. The record is from RefSeq and is a predicted model, not a curated record. Gene Ontology annotation, molecular function: calcium-dependent phospholipid binding; calcium ion binding. Bases 163 to 1116 code for a protein of 317 amino acids. Gene Ontology annotation, biological process: negative regulation of coagulation. The transcript is spliced from 13 exons. Gene Ontology annotation, cellular component: cytoplasm.
CCAUUUCUUUUUUUUCCUAGUGUAUUUAAACUGCCCCGUCCUUCUCGUCUUCUCUCGCUUCUCUUUGCCGCUUUUCCUCGUCCUCAUUCACCGGGUGUGACAGCUGCAGCUCUUUGACUUCUUCUACUUUAGUGAAAAAAGUAACAGUUCACUUCUGUAAAAAUGGCCAGCAGAGGAACCGUCAAAGCCAGCGCCAACUUCAACGCCAGCACGGAUGCUGAAAGCCUGUACAAGUCCAUGAAAGGCCUCGGCACCGACGAGGACGCCAUCCUGCAGCUGCUGACCUCCCGCAGCAACGCCCAGCGCCAGGAGAUCUCCUCGGCCUACAAGACUCUCUUUGGAAAGGAUCUGAUCCACGACCUCAAGGGGGAGCUGGGGGGCAACUUCGAGACGCUCAUCGUGGCGCUGAUGACCCCGCCCGUCGCCUAUGAUGUGACGUCGCUCCGCAACGCCGUCAAGGGGGCAGGAACCGACGAGAAGGUGCUGGUGGAGAUCCUGGCCUCUAGAACCGCCCAGCAGGUGAAGAACAUCGUCGCUGCCUAUAGGCAAGAGUACGAUGACGACCUGGAAGAGGACGUUGCAGGAGACACCUCAGGUCACUUCAAGAGACUUCUGGUCAUCCUGCUCCAGGCCAACAGGCAGACUGGGAUCCAGGAGGGAAACAUCCAGACUGACGCUCAGGUCCUCUUCAAGGCCGGCGAGCAGAAGUAUGGCACCGAUGAGCAAACGUUCGUCACCAUCCUGGGAAACCGCAGCGCCGAGCAUCUCCGGAAAGUGUUUGAGGCGUACAUGAAGCUGUCCGGCUACGAGAUGGAGGAGAGCAUCAAGAGGGAGACGUCCGGAAGCCUCAGAGCGUUGCUGCUGGCCGUCGUCAAGUGUGCCAGGAGCGUUCCAGCCUAUUUUGCUGAGACUCUCUACUACGCCAUGAAGGGUGCAGGAACGGACGACAACACUCUGAUCCGUGUGAUGGCCACUCGUAGUGAGGUGGACAUGUUGGACAUCAGAGCUGAGUUCAGGAGGAUGUUUGCAUGCUCCCUCCACUCAAUGAUCAAGGGUGACACCGGUGGUGACUACCGCAAGGCCUUACUGCUUCUCUGUGGCGGGGAUGACGCGUAACCACGACAACAGCGGAGCCUCCACCCCCCCACAGCGUCGGGAGACCGGCGCCAUUAUCUCGUACGAAGUCAAUUACCGCAACAGAAGGUUUUUUUUGAAACCAGGAUCCCAAAUAACGUCUUUGAGAGGUAGCUAACAUUUCACUCUUUGCUCCACUAAUCAUGUCUUUAAUGAUUCCAUCACACGUUUGUCUUUGCACGGAGCCAAUUAACUCAAUAAUAAACAUUUCAAUGGAUGAAGUACAAAUCUA